CGGAAGCGAAGCUGUAGUGAUCCGGAAGCGUUGGUGGCGGGCCUUACGGUGCUCCGGAGGCUGAACGGUAGCGGGGUCUCCGUACCGGAGCGUUGGUGUGGCCGCCAUGUUUAUGACCGGAGUGGCUUUGGCCAAGAGCAAGUCCAAGGUUAUUCUUGUGAGAAUGUUGAGUGAAGCGGGAACAGGCUACUCUUUCAACAAAACAAGAAAACGGGUCCAAGAAAAGUUGGUUAUGCUGAGAUAUGAUCCAUUUGUUAAGAAGCAAGUUCUUUUCAGAGAGCAAAAAAAAAUCCGUUCCGUCUAGAUAACAGCUGGCUCAAAUGACUUGAUUUGUAGAUGAGGCAGACCUGUGAGGAGAAAUACUAAGCUGAUGACCCUGUAGCAUUCUCAGGAAGGAGAGGAGAUGGACUGUGAUGGUAGGAUCCUGAGAUCCGAAGGCUAUUGUGCACAAGAACAGUGUGGGAAAAGAAAGUUCUUAGUGUCUGGCUACAGAUUUUCACAUCACCAAUUUAUCUUUUGAGAUAUUUUUA
Eublepharis macularius is the source of this 530-nucleotide messenger RNA. RefSeq names its product mitochondrial ribosomal protein L33 (gene MRPL33). NCBI's taxonomy places the organism in Eukaryota, Metazoa, Chordata, Lepidosauria, Squamata, Eublepharidae. Bases 107 to 304 code for a protein of 65 amino acids. Gene Ontology annotation, cellular component: mitochondrion; ribosome. The record is from RefSeq and is a predicted model, not a curated record. The transcript has 4 exons. Gene Ontology annotation, biological process: translation. Gene Ontology annotation, molecular function: structural constituent of ribosome.